UUCGUCGGGAGGAUUCAACGGUGGAGAAAAAGAGAGAUGGAGAACGCUUUGUCGACGUCGUUGUCACCGUCGCCGGCAAGUGAAGUCGCUGCGAGAGUAUCGUCUUUGUUCGUUUAUCCGAUCAAAUCAUGUAGAGGAAUUUCUUUAUCUCAGGCAGCUCUCACUCCCACCGGAUUUCGAUGGGAUCGAAACUGGUUGAUUGUGAACUCUAAAGGACGAGGAUUGACUCAAAGAGUGGAACCCAAGCUUUCGUUGAUUGAAGUAGAGAUGCCUGAGCAUGCGUUUGGAGAAGACUGGGAGCCUGAGAAGAGGUCUAACAUGGUGGUUAGAGCUCCUGGUAUGGAUGCCCUUAAGGUCUCCUUAGCUAAACCCGACAAAAUAGCAGACGGUGUCUCAGUUUGGGAGUGGUCUGGCUCCGCACUAGAUGAAGGAGAAGAAGCAUCUCAGUGGUUUACAAACUUUGUUGGGAAGCCUUGUCGACUUGUUCGUUUUGAUUCAGCCUCUGAGACUAGGCCUGUGGAUCCAAAUUAUGCUCCAGGUCACAUUGCGAUGUUCUCGGAUAUGUAUUCAUUCUUGCUUAUAUCACAGGGUUCUCUUGAUUCCCUGAAUAAGCUUCUCAAGGAGCCUGUACCGAUCAACCGAUUUAGACCCAACAUCUUUGUUGAUGGAUGUGAACCAUUUGCUGAAGACUUAUGGACAGAGAUCCUUAUAAACGGUUUCACCUUUCACGGUGUGAAACUAUGCUCCCGUUGCAAGGUACCGACGAUUAAUCAAGAAACUGGCAUUGGAGGUCAAGAGCCGAUUGAGACUCUGAGGAAUUUCAGGUCAGACAAAGUUUUACAGCCAAGGAGGAAACCACAGGGAAAGAUAUACUUUGGGCAGAACAUGGUUUGGAAAGACAGACUCGGCGAUGGAAUAGGAAAAACAAUUGAAAUUGGUGAUUCCGUUGUUGUCCUUGGAAAACUCUCCUCUCCUGCUGAAGCAGCAACCUGAAAGAACUUAGUUACUUGCAGAUCCAAGAAACUUGCAGCUUGUUAUAAAUAUAUAAUUGUGAAUCUCUCUCUCUUAUUCUUUCAUGAGAACUGUGACCACUUUUAUCAGACACCACAUUUGACCCCCAAAAGAAGCAACCACAUCAAAUAUAUUGAUUUUAUUGAA
This is a messenger RNA of Arabidopsis arenosa, 1158 nucleotides long. The record is from the annotation of a GenBank genome assembly. NCBI's taxonomy places the organism in Eukaryota, Viridiplantae, Streptophyta, Magnoliopsida, Brassicales, Brassicaceae.